UUCUCCCCCGCAUUGAGUGACAGCUCCACCCCUCGCGCCGGCUCCCGGGCACUUCCUCUCGCGCCUCCCCAUCCGCUCACGCUUAUUUGCUGCUUUGCAAAGAUGGCGUGGAGGUGCACUGUGUCGAAUUUGCGAGUGGUGACUUCCCUCUGCUUGCACGCUCCGAUGCCCUGGCAGCCUUUGCACAGGACGGUACGGAUCACCUGGCCGCUGCGGAAUUUGAGCACCGGCAGACCGGCUCUCUCCGCUCGCAAGUUUACAGACAAACAUGAAUGGGUGAUGGUUGAAAAUGGAAUUGGUACAGUGGGGAUUAGCAAUUAUGCCCAGGAAGCUUUAGGAGAUGUUGUAUAUUGUGGAUUGCCAGAGAUAGGCACAAAGUUAAACCAAUUGGAUGAAUUUGGUGCUCUGGAAAGUGUGAAAGCUGCUAGUGAAUUGUAUUCACCCCUGACUGGAGAGGUAACUGAUAUAAAUAAGGCUCUUGCUGACAAUCCAGGACUAGUCAAUAAAUCUUGCUAUGGAGAAGGUUGGCUUAUUAAAAUGACAAUUGAUAAUCCUGCUGAAGUUGAUGAAUUGAUGGAUGAAGAGGGCUAUGAGAAAUUCCUAAAAUCCAUUGAAGACUAAGUCAUUCUUCAUUCUUAGCAAUAAAAUAAAAUGCUCAUCUGUUCCUGUGUAUUUAGCAAUGAUGGUGAUGGGUUGAAUAUCAAGGCUCUUGACUUGAGAAGCAACUGUAAUUUAUAAGGAGUGCAGUUCAAUGUGAUCCUCUUAAAGUAGUCAUAAUGGAAAUAGUUGGUUUUACAGUAUCUCAGCAAUUGAAAGAUGAGCAAUAUAUUGGCCAUAAAUUUAACCAAUCAACCGUAGAUUGUAAUUAACUUCAAAUUUUUAUUUGAUACAAUGGAACUAGUCAAUAAUGUAUAAAGCUGGUCAUAUGGCACUGAAAUCAUGACAAGGUCCCUUUUUUUUUGACCAAGGAUAUUACAGCUAUGUUGUGAAUUUUUUUUUUAUUUUCAGAUUAUUUUGCUCUCUUGAAAGCCAUGAUGUUCACUUUUAAAUGGCUUCAGUUGUAGCUAUUUUUCUACAGAUUAAAUCAGAAUUUAGUGAUGGGUGGCUAAUUGGUAAUAAAACUCACAUAACUGGAAAACCCCACAGCUGUUGUAUUUUGUUGUUCUACCUCCAUUGUACAGUGAACACAAAGUCUACGCUUGUUAAUUUUAUCAUGGUAAAUGGUCUUGUUUCAUUCGGUUUUUAUAUUGUUCUUCAUAUUUGUAAAGCAUCCUUUUGAACAUCUGUCAUUCUGAGAUUGCAAGUGAUUGAAGAGAAUAAUAGAAGCAACACAAUAUAAUUCAGGGGCAAUUAUUGUAUGUACAUCAAUCUUUAUUGUGCUUUGUACAUUUCCUCCAGAUUUCCAUGUUUCUACGUAGGAUUUAUGCUUCUCAAUUAAGGUACCAAAUAAGUUGUUUUUGCUGCAGGAUUUGUUCCAACAUGAAGGAUAGGAAUACUCAUACUGCAAAGAUGACUCUGUAGACCAAGUACACUUGACUGUAAUCUUUCUUGGCAUUAAAAAAAAAUUGAAAAUUU
This is a messenger RNA of Chiloscyllium plagiosum (whitespotted bambooshark), 1575 nucleotides long. Its product is annotated as glycine cleavage system H protein, mitochondrial-like. NCBI's taxonomy places the organism in Eukaryota, Metazoa, Chordata, Chondrichthyes, Orectolobiformes, Hemiscylliidae. The record is from RefSeq and is a predicted model, not a curated record. Gene Ontology annotation, cellular component: glycine cleavage complex; mitochondrion; cytoplasm. Gene Ontology annotation, biological process: glycine decarboxylation via glycine cleavage system; protein lipoylation.